CCUAGUCCUCUUUAGUUUCUCCACAAAUCCACUUUCUUGAAUCUUGACUACCAUUUGUGGCCAACUCCAAGCCAAGCUCUUCCUUUUCAUCACUUUCUCGAGAAAAAAACUUGCAUUUUCUAUCCCAAAAGAUGGCAGCCUUUUCCCAGCAACACAACAACAACUACCCAUUAUUUCUUGAUUCAGUUUCAUUACAAAACAAUAACUCUAUUAAUAUCAUGUCUGGCUUUAUGGAGGAAAGGAACAUGAAUACCAACUGCUUCACUCAAUUUUGUCCACCUGAACUUGUUUUGGAGACCAUUGUCAAUCCUGGAUCCAAGCAAGGUAGCUGCCUUGAUGAUCACAGUAGUUCAAAGAUCUCUCACAGUGACAAUGAGACUUCUGUGACAAAAAAACAGAGCACAGAGUCCUCAACAGUGGUGGAUAAGAUUGAGAGUGGUGAGCAGGUCACCCAAAAGAUGACCCAGAUGGACAAGAAGAGGAAGAAUCGAAAUGGGUCAAAAUCCACAAACUCUUCUCAAUCAAAGGAUGAUGAAACAGAAGGGAAGAUCAAGAAACCAAAGAGGUGCAAUGGUGGCAUAAAAGGUAAAAAAGAAGAAAAGCCAAAAGCAGAGAAGAAAAAUAAGAAGAAGGUCCCUGAAGAACCUCCAACAGGCUACAUUCAUGUAAGAGCAAGGAGGGGCCAAGCAACAGAUAGCCACAGCCUUGCAGAAAGGGUGAGGAGGGAGAAAAUAAGUGAGAGAAUGAAGAUUUUGCGAAGGCUUGUCCCUGCUUGUGACAAGGUGACUGGGAAGGCCCUCAUGUUGGAUGAAAUUAUUAAUUAUGUUCAAUCCCUUCAAAGCCAAGUAGAGUUCCUUUCAAUGAAGCUUGCUUCUGUGAAUCCUCUGUUCUAUGACUUUGGAUUGGACUUUGAUGCAUACAUGGUCAGACCUUCAGAGGGAUUGAGUGGCAUGACACCACCACAGCCAUCUGUGGCCACAGCAGCUUUUGUUGAUCCAACCACCAUCCCCACCACCCCCACCACAGCCACCACUCAUUCAUUUGCUUCAUAUGAUAACUGUUCUCUUCCUCUUCUUGAUACCUCAGCUUCUCUUUUACUCCAGCAUGGGAACAGAACAAAUGCCUUCUCUCAGGAAAAUGUUGGUCUAUUGUGGGAAGUAGAGGAGCAGAGACAAAAGUUUCUAAACCCAAAUGGGUUCACCAAUAACUUGUGUUCUUUCCAAUAAAUCUACAAAACAAGCUGCCCUACAAGCAUCUGCACAGAAGCCAUGCCAAAAGCAGAGAAAAGGAAGACCAAGGGUAUGAUCAGUCAAUUCAAAUGGAGACGGGUCUGUUCCUGCUGCACUUGGAAGCUCAUGUUCCAUGUCCAAUAGUUUAAAGUGAUAGCAUCAAGAACACUAAAGGACGGUUAAAAAAACCGACCAGAUCUUUUUUUGUAGAUCCCUUUGUUCUUGUCCCUUUUUUGACUUCCCCCAAGAAGUUUUUCAUGCACAAAUUCUAAUGAAGCAGUUGUGGGGUGGCAGUUAGUCCUAACGUAGAAUGCACUAGUAAAUGAAUAAGAUAGAAGAAUGGGAAAAAAAAAAAAGGUCAUUUAUAUAUUUAUUGUGGUUACAGACUUACAGUUAUUCUGUUAUUACAGUUGCAUUUACCGUUAUUUUUUCCCCUCCCCAAUUGAGUGAAAGAGGAGGAAAAAAGACGAAUCAGGUACUGUAAUUGAUAUGACUAGCUAAGUUAUGCAUUUAUUGGUAUUGCUGGGUUAUUUUAUGGUGGAAUCUUGCGGGUUUUGGCAUUUA
This is a messenger RNA of Tripterygium wilfordii, 1793 nucleotides long. Its product is annotated as transcription factor bHLH137-like. Gene Ontology annotation, molecular function: DNA-binding transcription factor activity; protein dimerization activity. Bases 132 to 1226 code for a protein of 364 amino acids. NCBI's taxonomy places the organism in Eukaryota, Viridiplantae, Streptophyta, Magnoliopsida, Celastrales, Celastraceae. Gene Ontology annotation, cellular component: nucleus. Gene Ontology annotation, biological process: regulation of DNA-templated transcription. The transcript has 8 exons. The record is from RefSeq and is a predicted model, not a curated record.